This is a messenger RNA of Lactuca saligna, 2071 nucleotides long. Lineage: Eukaryota; Viridiplantae; Streptophyta; Magnoliopsida; Asterales; Asteraceae. The record is from the annotation of a GenBank genome assembly.
AUGUUUUCUCACGCACAUAUCAUGAAUCUAGAAACUGGUAUCAUCGACUACUCACACACACUCUUACAGACGCUUUGCGGGGGUUAUCUGAGAUCACAUAUAAAAAUGGUGAAGGGAGUUGCAGUUCUUAACAGCAGUGAGGGUGUUAGUGGCACCAUCCUCUUCGAACAAGAGACAGAAGGUGCUCCCACUACUGUUACUGGAAACCUUUCUGGCCUUAAACCUGGACCUCAUGGUUUCCAUGUUCAUGCACUUGGUGACACAACCAAUGGAUGCAUGUCAACUGGCCCUCAUUACAAUCCUCAUGGAAAGGAACAUGGUGCUCCAGAUGAUGAGGUUCGCCAUGCUGGCGAUCUUGGGAAUGUUACAGUAGGCGAAGAGGGCACUGCAAAAUUCACCAUUGUUGAUAAGCAGAUUCCACUAAUUGGAUCUCAAUCCAUCAUUGGAAGGGCUGUAGUUGUCCAUGCUGAUGCUGAUGAUCUUGGAAAGGGUGGCCAUGAGCUCAGCAAAAGCACUGGAAAUGCUGGUGGAAGGGUUGCAUGUGGUAUCAUUGGAUUACAAGCUUGAUUGUCUACUGCUCUCAUCUCUAUUCCAGGGAAUACUGAGGCUUUCUUUCUUGAAAAAAAAAAAACCAUAUAAAAAUUAGAUGUAUCUUCAUACUUUCUCACUCUCUAUCUCCAUAAGUUAUGGUUGUGUCACUGCUGCGUUGUUGUUCAAUAAAGUAUUCCCUGUGCUAUUUCAAUACUUGAAUAUCUUUUGAGCCAAGUUUUGAAUUUAGACUUGUUUUUAUACAAUUUCCCUUUUCUGUUUAUUUAUUUGAAGCUUCUUACGCAACACACACUACAUGUCUUGUCUUUUACCAAAUAAUAUGCUAAUUUUACUGUAAACGUGAGUCCAAAGUGAAACACUUAACAUUAGGAAUGUCACCACUCAAUAAGGCUAUGUUAGCGUUAGCUAUAUGGUAAUAAACUUCCUCAACAUCGUAAUUGGACAACUUCAGUGUUAUUCUUCUCAAAAUGCACAUGAGUAGCAUUAUGCGUUAUAUUUCAUUAAAAUUUUCAUUAUUUAACUUAUCUGCUAUUAAUGUAUGGUUAAUUUAUUUUCUUUAUGUAAAUACGCCAAAACUCAACAUUGCUUAUAAUUGUAUUAAUAUAUGCAUAGAUAAACAGCAUAUAUUUAAUUUUUCUAGGAAUAAUAUAUACAUAUAAAUAUUUUAAAGAUGUUGAGUUUUUUGCCCUAUUUUGGAAUAAUUUGUGGCUACGCGUUUCUUGGGUAAAGAGUCGCUUAAGUUUAGAAAAAAGAUUGUUUUGGACGACUCUGCGUUGAGGUGGGUGAGGUCAAGAUCCAACUCAUUUUUACACUUGAUAACCCGUUUUGUUGUAUUUUUUGUGAUACACAAUAUGCUUCAGCGCACGAGCAAACCAGACCACAUACAUCACGACUUGGACAUCAUGUUGAUGUUGCUACAGUAAGACAAAAAAUAUUGGCCGACCAGUGGGUCUCUGGAGGUUUUCAGAAACUUGAUAGUGACUUUGAUUUCUCAAGAUGACAUGGACUGUGACUUGCAGUUGGUAACCAUUUUGUAGUCGGUGAUAAGGGGGCGAUUUAAGCGUAUUUGAGUGUCACUUUAAUAUAUACUAUACGCACCUGUAUCUCUUUGGAGAUUUCAUUGCUGUUGUUGGUACUUUAUUUUCUUCAAUUAUAAGUGAUCUUGUAGCAACUCUUUGAAUUGGUUGGUGAUGAAGAAUACAUGUUGUGCAUCUCUUUCUUUGAUGUACAUAAUUACCCCAAUUGCGGAACCAUGUAAAUUCAUGUCACAUGUAUUGAUUUUCUUGCCAUCUAUGUUUGCUACACCUUGGUAUGUAUGUUGCUCUUAUUAUUAGGCAUUGUUGUCAUAUUUCCUCAUCUUAGGACUGUAUUAGAGAGUAGGGUAGCAUGAACGAUGAUUUAGGGCCUCCAAAUUUCUAGAACCUAUUCUUUAUGUAUCUACUUAUAAUGUUUUAGAAAAAAAAAAACUUUUGGUAUUAAGUCGUUGCAGACAGCGGCAAAAAGGGUCUCAUUUUUUUUCGGG